AUGGCUUCACUCAAAAGCCAACUCGCCACACUCGCCCAAUCCAAUCCCGACACGGGGAGACUCAAGAACCUGGGCCGCCGAGACUCCUACAUUUACUCGCCCUCGCAGGCUGCCAAGCUAACAAUAGAUCAAGUCCACCAGAUCGGCGUCGACGGCUUCCAACAAAUCCUCAUCUACGACAAUCUCUUUCAAAAAUUCAACCAACCCCUCUUUGGAGAGUCCACAAAACGCAUCGACCGAACUCUCUUGGAACCUCAUGAGGCUAAACAAUUGAGCACGACGAUUGAAGAAUUCCUGGUUCGCUUAUCGCCUUAUCUCUUGAGCAAACCUAGCGCACACGUACUCGAGUGGCUCGUCAGACGAUUCCGAAUUCACGAGUUCGAUGUACCAAUUUUACUGUCUAUCUUCUUGCCAUACUACGACACCGCUCAAUUUUUGGCCAUGCUCAACAUCAUCCGCCUCGACUCUCAUCCGCAUUUUCAAUUUCUUCGCUCAGUCCAAAAGUCACGCACUGGUUUACCUCAAAGACAUCUGAUUGAUGCCAUGAUCGCCUCGCCAGAAUUCCUUCGAUACGCAACCGGAAUCUUGUCAUCAGUUACUAAAUAUCGACCACCGCACCAAGCACUUCUAGGGUUCCAUCUUCACAUAUUCCUGGGAUUAUUCAAAGGUCUAUCUCCGCAACUCGCUACACAACAAGCUAUUCCUCAACCAAUCCUCGUCACCCUUCUCCCGGUCUUGGUCGAUGGAGUUCAAAGCAGCCAACUUGACGCACGACUCACCCAUCUCAUCAUUAUAUCCGCCUUAGCUCGUUUAUCCUCUUUGCCACGGGCAGUAAUCCAAAAUCUUGUCAAAUACGUAAUUGAAGGUCACCCAAGUACAGACUCCGUCGACCCCUCGGUUUUGAGUAACCCAGCUUGGAGAGAACAUGAUGAGGCCAUGAUACAAACCUUGAUAGUUCUCUUUCAAAAUCACACUGAAGAAGGCGAAAUCCGAUUAACCAGCAAGUCGUGUCACUCCUUAUCUAGAGUUUUCAAAGUCGAAGAAUUGUUAUCGUCCAUGUGUCAAGCUUACGACGUAUCAGCUUUCUGGAAGAGUUUGGUUCAAGGACUAGCGAAAAGCGCUAUGAAGAACGGAGUUGUGGCCGAGGAGCUUCUUGUAAAACUUGCCCAAAAUUUUAAUCUUCCAACCGGACUCAUUGAGACUUUGAUAAUGGAAACGCUUUCCGUGAUACUUCCAAUGGAAGUACCUCAUCGAGCUGUGCUACGCCCUCUCGGCAUCCUGUUUCAACGCCACCCCAACCUUGUCGAGCAGGUCGCGCAAAACCAUCUUUCUACGAACGAGGGAGAUGCCAAGGAAUCAAUUCCAAGGAUCCUCCGCCUUCUCUCGGGCGAUCUUCCACUCACGACCGAACAAUGUGACCCAUCACUGGUUGGGCUCAGUAGCUCGAGUGCUAUUGUCAGGCAGAAUUCGCUCAAGGCGAUCAUGGAACAGCUGGAGGCCAAUGCUUUCGAUAACGUGGACAGCUCCACACAUCUGUUGACUUCGGCCCUCAAAACCACUCUCAGUGAUCCUGACCCGGCCACAUCAGAGCUCCUACUCUCUUGCCCACAGGCUUUGCUCAAGACCAUCAAAACCAACGACAUCAUGAACGCCGCUUCCUCAAUUCUAUGUUGUCAUCAAACACCUCGACCCACUCUAAAAAACUGGCUUUCAUUUCUCAUGGGACCUUUUUUGCAUCAGUAUCCCGAGAUGGCAACCCGUAUUUCUGAGGAAAUCAUUCUGAUGAGGUUGUUUUGGACCAAAAGUAGUUCUAAAUCAACCUCGGUUUUUUGGGCGCAUCAUGGCGAAAAAGACGUCUGGAACGGAACCAUUCUCGAAGGAGUGUGGCCAGCUGCGGUUCCCGAAGAUAGCCCUGAAUCGAGGACCACCGCUAACGAAAGUCUAUUGGAUGGCAUUGGCCGGAACAUUUUGAAACGGGGCGAUUCUGCCGUCCUCGGCUUGCUUCAAAAGCUGACAAAAGAUAGCAAACUUCAGUCCCCAACGACCAGACUAGUACCCUUGCUUUUGUUGUGGAGAAUUGUCGAUCGCUUGCCAGGAGGCGCCGUAGGGGUGCUGAUGAACACCCUGAUUGAUUAUAUGACUACCCAAACCGAUUCAGGCGGCUUUAACCGAUGGGUGAACAUAGACAUGGGGGACUCCGAAGCUGAUCGCUCCAUAUUGGAAACGUUUUACUCGAAAACAAGCUCAGAAAAACUCUUCAGCCGACUCACCGCCUCAACUCUGGCCAAGGCUGCUACUGUAGCUGAUAAACUGAAGCAUCGUGAAUACUGCUGGUUUGAGCCGGGUACCUCUAAAGUCGUUUCUUCCGCUUCGAUACUUUCGCAACCUUUAGAUGUCGCAAGCUUUUGCUUCAAGCUUUACUGUUUCGCACAUCCGAGUUCGCAUACUACUCAAGACUCACUGGCAAGAAGGGUUUCGGGAGCGCUACCACUGAUGCUAAAACAAGAAUGGCUGACCUUCCUCGCCAGAAUCUGGACUUCAUCACUCUUCAACGAAUCAUUUCGUAUCGCGGCUCUGCUCGAUGCCGAAGUAGAGAUCAAAUCUGUCACGACCGACUGCCAGAACGCCGCCAAGCCUGCACCCGUUGAUUACCAGCUCCUCAUUCCCAGUGUGAUGAUUGCGCUUAUUGAUCCCAGUAAACCUGUCCGCGCAGCCGCCCUCUCACUGACUACUGCUCUCAAAACCUAUUUGAAUUUGAUCGACUUGACCAAGAACACUUCGGGUCUGUCUCCGGAGCAAUUUAUUUAUGCUUAUGAUCGGUUCUACGGCGAUCGAGCCAGCGCCGACCUUCAAUACAUUUCAAUCCCGGACUCCACCCAGUUGGUCGCUCUCCUGCACCAGUCGAGUACGGAGAUCUUGUGUGAUGGAUUAAGUCAAAUGAGGUCGAUACUUCAAAACUUGGAGGACUCGCCCACCGACGCGUCAAAUCGCAAACGGCAACCUGAAGGCUUGAGGCAUAGAAUCAGUUGCUUUCUCAUGAAAGUUCUCGAUUGUUGGAGCGAUUUUGAGGGACGCGUCAACCUGCUGAAAUGUAUGAGUCAUGUAAACGACCCGCUUCGAAUCAAAUCGGCUGCUGCUCUGAUUGAUCAGACGUCCUCCGGGGCGGCGAACUCAAUCACGGACAAUCAACUGUCCAAGGACGCUUUGGCUGAGUACGCCGAGCUUUUGUUCCAAACAUACGACUAUCCUGGCAAAGCCUUUACAUCUGGGAAAGAUUCUACUGCUUUCGAUGCGCUCGUAUGUGCCCUAUGCUGCUCUCCAACCAAUAAUGCUCAAGUCGCCAUCCGCGGGGCUGCUACGAAUAAGUUGCAAACUGGCUUGUUUGUCGCUUUAUCAGCUUCACAGAAGCAAAUUAUUUUACGCAAAAUUUUGGCAUUGGCGAUAUCUUCCCGAGAUGAUCUUGGCUUCUACGUAGCUUCUCUUCGCUCUUUGCCGUUGGACACCGAGUCUUUUAUCACGGCUUUGUCGGCAAUCUCCCAAGAGAUUUCCCCAAACAAUGCUCGGUCGCAUAAGAGGACAAAGACCGGCAAAGGUUCCGUCGGUCAAGCCACCGGUGGGGCACCCGAUCUUUCAGAGUUGACAACCUUACUAGAAACAGUCUCCGUGGAAAAACUCGACCACACUUUCCGAUUGUUUGCGGCAUUCUUACAUACCUUGGCAACCCUAUUGGCUACGCAUACUACCCAUGAAGUAGACAUUCAUUUCUCUGCUCAGCUGCUUAUCUCGUACUUGGCGAUUGUCGCCCCCGCCUUGAAUGAAGCCGAAUUUGAAUCCGAUGGCUUACCUUUAUCUUGCAUCGUGGACUACAUGAGAAUUUCGUUGGAUCCACACAUUUCUCACAAAAUAAUCCUUCUGCUGGCCGAUUUGGCUCGUCUGUGUCCUGAGCUCACCUGCCAAAGUAUGAUGCCAAUAUUCACGUUUGUCGGAGCUCAUGUGAUUCAGCGUGACGAUGCAUUCAGUGCUAGAGUGGUUGACAAGGCCAUCCAAGCUUUGAUUCCACCGAUGGUAAAAGCCUCCAGCAGCUCCGGAAGCUCUCGGGUUGACGUUGUUUUGAGCCUACGUGAAUUGCUCCUCAUGUUUGUUGGGGCAAGAAAUCAUAUCCCCAAGCACCGACGGACGAGACUCUUUGUGCGAUUAAUCGAGGUUCUAGGCGAUUACCAAUUCUUAGGGGCUCUACUGAUUCUGAUGAUCGAUGCCAACAUCGACGAGGCCAAUGAUGUGUCAAACUUCGAGCUACCUCUCUCAAUCUGGUCGUCUUUCCCAGGCGCGCUUGGCGUCGCGGCAAUGGCACAUAUUGUGGCCGAAGUAGAAAUUCUGCUUGGACUAAGUUCCCCAGGAGAGUCUGGUAUUCUGCCAGCCAGAUCCCAAGAAGCUGAAGUCGAUCGCGACGGCGAUCAGAUCAUUGAUGACGGAAGCCAGAACCUGAACGUGAAUCGUGUUCAGGCACUCAUGAAGUUCAUGAGCGAGGCGCUGGCCUCUAAAUCACUGAAGUCCAAGUUGGAUUCAUCCCGAUCAGCAAAUAAUUCAGAUAGCGAUCAGGUCUUAUCAUUCUUGAUGAUGCAAAUAUUAGAGCUUAGUCAAUCCAAACCAGAGUCGACUGGAAGUGAGCACAUCCAAGACGCUCGUGACAUUGCACUGCGAGCCGCGAAGCUGGUCUCCUUGGAAUUCUUCGCCUCCGCGAUGCUUCCCACACUCCAGGAUCAUGACAGCAAGUUGAUGUUCUUUGCCUUGGACAUCCUACGGGCCCGUUUGUCAUCCGUUAAAGCUUCCCAGAGACCUGAGAUCGAGAUGUGUGUCAUCGAAGCCAUCAAGAUUUGUACGACCCGCAUUCGAGGCGGCUUCGCUAUUUCCCCCGAAGAGUCAAAGGUACCCUUACUGCAUGCGAUCGAAACUCUUGGAGAAAUGGCUGUGAAUGCGACAGCCUCCGAGCAAUCCUUACUCAGCAAGGCCUACGACUCCUUGUUGUCAAUACCACCGAGCAGCGAUGACGCGAGAGUUGCAGCAGCGGCUUUGUCCGCCCUAGUAAAACUCUGCCGAUUACUCGGUUCUCGAUUGAUACCCAAUGUUGGGAAAACCAUCAACAUGUGCGUCGAAUUGGUGCAAAAAUCGCACAGUUCAGAAAGUGGCACUGCGGGCGUGGAACUUCGCGCACUUGCUUUCGGCUUGGUGGAAGUUACCGUGAAGGCAUUGCCAUCAUUCCUCACGCCACACAUGCCGAUGAUUCUCCGACUGAUCACGACCCCUGUUACGAGCAAACCUGGUCUGCAAAACGCUGUAGAUGCCAAGCAAGUCUCACUGAUUCGUUGCUUGACGAAGACAGUUCCUCUCCACAAUUUGGGGCCUGUUGUCAGCGCUUAUUGGUCAAACUUGGAAGGCUCGAGCAACGUUGCCCUGACACUGCUGGAAAUUCUGAUUCGAGCCAUCAAAUACGCCAAAGUACCGGAAGUUAUCAAGGAGAGCAAGGCGACAUUCGACUUCCUAUUACAGGCCUUCGAUGUUCGCCGACAAAAUCAUCAAACUAUUUCGCAAGAAGAUAUUAUCAAAAUUGAAUCACGCGCUUCUUCGGCUUUCUUAGCUCUGGUUUUGAAAAUCAAUGAUGAGACUCUCAAACCAUUGUUGUUCCGAUUCAUCGAUUGGGCAACAAUCGACCUAACGACCGACGAAAAUCAACCUAGUGUUCCCAGAUGUAUUGCGCUCUACAAAGUCUUUGGCGCACUUCUUGGCCACCUGCAGACUUUGGCUGUGCCCUACUUUACGCAUCUCAUCAGCCACACUGUUACAAUAUUGAACGGAUUUGUCGAAGCCAAGCAAUCUGACUUUGAGCUUUGGAUGUCCGUCACCUCAACGUUGGAGCAGACGCUUAAACAUGAUACAGAAGGCUUUUGGAGCGCUACCGCCUUGACCAGAAUCGUUAUGCCCGUCACUAGCCAGAUAAAACUCGGGUCUACAUUUACGACUCAUCAAGAAUAUUCUAGUCGCGUGAAAUCGCUUAUUGGGCAGUUGGCUCACAAGGUUUCAAACCACGACACGCUUUUGAAGGUUUUGAAUUCCGGAAUCUUACAAGAGAUCAAAGCUAAAGAUGAUGACGAAGAGCAAGCCAUCAACGUCAAACUAAUCAGCUUGGAAGUUUUGGAGGAAAUCUGGAAAGAAAUCGGAGCUGCUCUAGUGCCUUUCGUCCCCGAAACUAUCGGCGGUUGUCUGAUCGAGGCCCUGGAAGAACCUCAUGGUGGAAUCGACCAGGCGGCUAAGAAGGUCGUCAAAAGGAUCGAGCUGGAAAUCGGCGAAAGCAUCGAAGGCUAUUUGGCUUGA
Puccinia triticina is the source of this 6369-nucleotide messenger RNA. RefSeq lists its product as uncharacterized. Gene Ontology annotation, molecular function: snoRNA binding. Gene Ontology annotation, cellular component: 90S preribosome; small-subunit processome; t-UTP complex. The coding region runs from base 1 to 6369 and encodes 2122 amino acids. Gene Ontology annotation, biological process: maturation of SSU-rRNA from tricistronic rRNA transcript (SSU-rRNA, 5.8S rRNA, LSU-rRNA); positive regulation of transcription by RNA polymerase I. Lineage: Eukaryota; Fungi; Basidiomycota; Pucciniomycetes; Pucciniales; Pucciniaceae. The record is from RefSeq and is a predicted model, not a curated record. The transcript is spliced from 16 exons.